This is a messenger RNA of Caretta caretta (loggerhead turtle), 16826 nucleotides long. NCBI's taxonomy places the organism in Eukaryota, Metazoa, Chordata, Testudines, Cheloniidae. The record is from RefSeq and is a predicted model, not a curated record.
CGUCUCCUCAUCUGGAGUGGGAUUGAUGCAACACUCGGACCCUCUGAAAAGACAAGUUUUCCUCUCUUACUAUUGCCGUGCCACUGCAAUCUACCAAGAUGUGUGACUGCUUUCAUCUAGUUCUUCCUAACUGGCAAGGAUCUCCAGCCAGUGGUUCUGGCAUACAGCUGAGACCAGGGGAGCCUGAGGCUGAGGCUGAUACAGAAGAAGACGAUUCUGUCAAUGAAGUGACAAUAGAAAACAUACGGCCAAGGCCACAAGGAUCCUCUCCAGUUUAUGAGUAUUCCAUAGAAGAAGAAUAUUUUAACAAAAAGCUACAAGAAGAGACAGAGAACAAAAAAUAUUCUACAGAAAAACAAAAAAUGAGUCAUUCACAGGCGUCUAUGGAGGUGACCCUGAAAACAGAAGUGGAAUCUGGUGCUAGCGGUUUUAGUGUGACUGGUGGAGGAAGUGAAGGAAUAUUUGUAAAACAAGUGCUCAAGGAAUCCCCUGCUUCGAAAAUAUUCAGUUUGAGAGAAGGUGAUCAGCUAUUAAGUACCACAAUAUUUUUUGAUAAUAUCAAAUAUGAAGAUGCACUCAAGAUUCUACAAUAUUCCGAGCCAUACAAAGUACAAUUCAGCCUCAAAAGAAAACUUGGUGGGAAAGAAGAGCUAGAAAAAAUACAUUCUACAGUACAACCCAAGAAGGAAAAAAUAACUCAGGAAAAAGAGCUUAAUGAAAAAAUUCCUGGAACAACACUGGAGAUUUCAGAAAAGAUUACUUCAGAAGAAGACAAGGAAAAGGAAAUUGUAAAAAAAAGGUUGGGAAGAACAAAACAACCCAGAAAAGAGAGAUUGUCAUGGCCCAAAUUCCAGUCAAUGAAAAAUAAAAAGAUUUUGGGGCACAGAAGAUCUCAUAGUACAUCAGAUGCAUAUGAGCAUGCUAUACAAGAUAUUUCCCCAACAAGCACUGACACUGAGUCACAAUUACAAGAAGAAGAAUUCUGUGCUAAAGAGAAAAAAGGAAGCCAAAAGAAACUGAAGUUCCCUAAUAUUGGAUUCAAAAUGCAUAGAACAAAAGCAGAAACGGAAGAGAAGCAGAGAUUAGAAAUAAAAACCGUGACACCAACAAAAAAGGAUAAAAUACGAAAAGAAGAUAUCAGCAUGGAAACUCCAGAAAUACUAACUGUACAAUAUACUAUGUCUUCUGCACAUGAAACAAAAGCAGGUGAAAUACAAGAAAAUGUCAAAAAAGACUUAAAAGACAUGGAAAAUGGCUUACCAAUCUAUACAAAGAAGUGCCCUGAAGUUGAAAUUAACAUUAAAAAACAAAAGGACCAGAUAGCAAUAUCUAAACCUACUACUACAACACCACAAAUACCACCAAUAACAACACAAAUAUCAAAACCUACAUCAGAAAUACAAACACCUGGUCUCAAAGACACACAAAGCAAACAAAUACCGCAAGCAUUACCAAGGACCAGAAAAAAGAAACAAAAAGGUUCAUCAGAACAAAAACCCACCAAAAUUCUUCUACAACGUCCUGGAGAAGGAAUAAUAAAUAAAGAAAUGAGGGAUCACCUAGAACACAGUUCUAUUCAAAUAAAAGGUCUAGAAAUAAAAACAACAACAAAAGAAACAGGAAAAAUAAAACAAGAAAAAGAGAAAAAUGAAGAAUGGGAGCAGGAUCAGAUGCAAAUAUCAGAUAUACAACAAGAAAAGUUUGGAAUUGGCAUCAAUAAGGGAAAGCAGCCAGAAAGUGAAAUCACAUUACACGAAAUGGAAACUGACAUACAAAAGAAAACACUAAAAAUGGAAGGACUGGAAAUUGAUAAGGAGGUCCCAAAAGCACCAGUGCAAAUUGAUCCUAUGACAGAAGGCUCAGGCUGGAAAAUCCAAAUGCCAUCACUCAAAAUGCCCAAAAUGCCUAAAGCAGACCUUCAAGCACCAAAGGUGGACAUCACCCUCCCAUCAGUAGACGUUUCUCUUCCAAAGGCCGAAGUGGACAUUCAAGGCCCAGAAGCAACAGCUCAAGCGGUAAAGAUAGAAGGUGAAAUAAAAGCCACAGAGAAACAUGCGAAAGGAAAAGAAAGGAAGUUCAAAAUGCCAAAAUUCGGCAUGCCUUCAUUUAGCUGGUCCACCACAAAAGAGACCAGUGGUGGCGUAGCAGAUGUUGAAGCAAGCCUCAAAGAGCCCCAGGUGACAGUGCCGUCAGCUGGGGCAGAAGGAGAGAUAACACUGUCAGGACCCGCAAUCCAGGCUCCAAGUGCUGAACUGGAAAUCGGGACUUCUGCAGGAAAAGAUGGUGAGCAGGGGAAACUUAAAAUGCCUGAUGUUAAGCUGCCAAGUGUGAAGCUUCCCAAAGUCAAGGCUCCCCAGGUACAGGUCAGUCUGCCAAAGGUAGAGGCAGAUAUUUCCCUUCCCAAAUCACAAGCCGAAAUGAAAGAGGGGGGAUUUGAAGUGAAAGUUCCCGCCAUGGAAAGCAGUAUUGAAGUUGAGACAGGGAAAGCAGAGGCAACAGGGAUGCAAAUACACAUGCCAAAAGUCAAGAUGCCUUCUACGGGAUUUUCUAAACCUGAAAUCAAAGCUCCCAAAGUAGACGUGGACGUUACUUUACCCAAAGCCGAUGUCUCACUUCCCACGUGUGAUGUCAGUCUUCAAGAAGCUGACCUGAAAGCAGCCUCCGUUCCUGCAGAUGUCAAAAUCUCAGCACCUGGAGUCAAGAUUCCCAAAAUAGAAGGUUCCUUUGAGCUGAAGGGUCCAGGAAUUGAAGCGAAAGCACCAUCAGCUGAAAUUGCGGUGGAGGGAGCAGAGGUGAAAACUGCCGGUUUGGAAGGGAAAAUUCAAAUGCCUAAAUUUGAAAAGCCAAAGUUUGGAGUUUCACUUCCAAAAGGCAAAGUGCCAGAAGGCGAGAUCAGCUUACCCAAAAUGGAAGCUGACAUUCCCAAGCCAAAAGUCAAAGGCCAAGUGGGUGCAAUCGGCGUGGAAACCCCGACGCUAGCAGUGGAAGCUGAUGUUCCUGACCUAGAGACUGAAGCUUCCGGCUGGAAAAUCCAAAUGCCAUCACUCAAAAUGCCCAAAAUGCCUAAAGCAGACCUUCAAGCACCAAAGGUGGACAUCACCCUCCCAUCAGUAGACGUUUCUCUUCCAAAGGCCGAGGUGGACAUUCAAGGCCCGGAAGCAACAGCUCAAGCGGUAAAGAUAGAAGGUGAAAUAAAAGCCACAGAGAAAGAUGCGAAAGGAAAAGAAAGGAAGUUCAAACUGCCAAAAUUCGGCAUGCCUUCAUUUGGCUGGUCCACCACAAAAGAGACCAGUGGUGGCGUAGCAGAUGUUGAAGCAAGCCUCAAAGAGCCCCAGGUGACAGUGCCGUCAGCUGGGGCAGAAGGAGAGAUAACACUGUCAGGACCCGCAAUCCAGGCUCCAAGUGCUGAACUGGAAAUCGGGACUUCUGCAGGAAAAGAUGGUGAGCAGGGGAAACUUAAAAUGCCUGAUGUUAAGCUGCCGAGUGUGAAGCUUCCCAAAGUCAAGGCUCCCCAGGUACAGGUCAGUCUGCCAAAGGUAGAGGCAGAUAUUUCCCUUCCCAAAUCACAAGCCGAAAUGAAAGAGGGGGAUUUGAAAGGGAAAGCAGAGGCAACAGGGAUGCAAAUACACAUGCCAAAAGUCAAGAUGCCUUCUACGGGAUUUUCUAAACCUGAAAUCAAAGCUCCCAAAGUAGACGUGGACGUUACUUUACCCAAAGCCGAUGUCUCACUUCCCACGUGUGAUGUCAGUCUUCAAGAAGCUGACCUGAAAGCAGCCUCCGUUCCUGCAGAUGUCAAAAUCUCAGCACCUGGAGUCAAGAUUCCCAAAAUAGAAGGUUCCUUUGAGCUGAAGGGUCCAGGAAUUGAAGCGAAGGCACCAUCAGCUGAAAUUGCGGUGGAGGGAGCAGAGGUGAAAACUGCCGGUUUGGAAGGGAAAAUUCAAAUGCCUAAAUUUGAAAAGCCAAAGUUUGGAGUUUCACUUCCAAAAGGCAAAGUGCCAGAAGGCGAGAUCAGCUUACCCAAAAUGGAAGCUGACAUUCCCAAGCCAAAAGUCAAAGGCCAAGUGGGUGCAAUCGGCGUGGAAACCCCGACGCUAGCAGUGGAAGCUGAUGUUCCUGACCUAGAGACUGAAGCUUCCGGCUGGAAAAUCCAAAUGCCAUCACUCAAAAUGCCCAAAAUGCCUAAAGCAGACCUUCAAGCACCAAAGGUGGACAUCACCCUCCCAUCAGUAGACAUUUCUCUUCCAAAGGCCGAGGUGGACAUUCAAGGCCCGGAAGCAACAGCUCAAGCGGUAAAGAUAGAAGGUGAAAUAAAAGCCACAGAGAAAGAUGCGAAAGGAAAAGAAAGGAAGUUCAAACUGCCAAAAUUCGGCAUGCCUUCAUUUGGCUGGUCCACCACAAAAGAGACCAGUGGUGGCGUAGCAGAUGUUGAAGCAAGCCUCAAAGAGCCCCAGGUGACAGUGCCGUCAGCUGGGGCAGAAGGAGAGAUAACACUGUCAGGACCCGCAAUCCAGGCUCCAAGUGCUGAACUGGAAAUCGGGACUUCUGCAGGAAAAGAUGGUGAGCAGGGGAAACUUAAAAUGCCUGAUGUUAAGCUGCCGAGUGUGAAGCUUCCCAAAGUCAAGGCUCCCCAGGUACAGGUCAGUCUGCCAAAGGUAGAGGCAGAUAUUUCCCUUCCCAAAUCACAAGCCGAAAUGAAAGAGGGGGAUUUGAAUCUUCAAGAAGCUGACCUGAAAGCAGCCUCCGUUCCUGCAGAUGUCAAAAUCUCAGCACCUGGAGUCAAGAUUCCCAAAAUAGAAGGUUCCUUUGAGCUGAAGGGUCCAGGAAUUGAAGCGAAGGCACCAUCAGCUGAAAUUGCGGUGGAGGGAGCAGAGGUGAAAACUGCCGAAGGGAAGCCCAGCUACCCAAACCAGAAAGCGGACACCCCAACCCAAAAAAAAAAAGCCCAAGGGGGGGCCAGCCGCGUGGAAACCCCGACGCUAGCAGUGGAAGCUGAUGUUCCUGACCUAGAGACUGAAGCUUCCGGCUGGAAAAUCCAAAUGCCAUCACUCAAAAUGCCCAAAAUGCCUAAAGCAGACCUUCAAGCACCAAAGGUGGACAUCACCCUCCCAUCAGUAGACGUUUCUCUUCCAAAGGCCGAGGUGGACAUUCAAGGCCCAGAAGCAACAGCUCAAGCGGUAAAGAUAGAAGGUGAAAUAAAAGCCACAGAGAAAGAUGCGAAAGGAAAAGAAAGUAAGUUCAAACUGCCAAAAUUCGGCAUGCCUUCAUUUGGCUGGUCCACCACAAAAGAGACCAGUGGUGGCGUAGCAGAUGUUGAAGCAAGCCUCAAAGAGCCCCAGGUGACAGUGCCGUCAGCUGGGGCAGAAGGAGAGAUAACACUGUCAGGACCCGCAAUCCAGGCUCCAAGUGCUGAACUGGAAAUCGGGACUUCUGCAGGAAAAGAUGGUGAGAAGGGGAAACUUAAAAUGCCUGAUGUUAAGCCCGAGUGUGAAGCUUCCCAAAGUCAAGGCUCCCCAGGUACAGGUCAGUCUGCCAAAGGUAGAGGCAGAUAUUUCCCUUCCCAAAUCACAAGCCGAAAUGAAAGAGGGGGAUUUGAAGUGAAAGUUCCCGCCAUGGAAAGCAGUAUUGAAGUUGAGACAGGGAAAGCAGAGGCAACAGGGAUGCAAAUACACAUGCCAAAAGUCAAGAUGCCUUCUACGGGAUUUUCUAAACCUGAAAUCAAAGCUCCCAAAGUAGACGUGGACGUUACUUUACCCAAAGCCGAUGUCUCACUUCCCACGUGUGAUGUCAGUCUUCAAGAAGCUGACCUGAAAGCAGCCUCCGUUCCUGCAGAUGUCAAAAUCUCAGCACCUGGAGUCAAGAUUCCCAAAAUAGAAGGUUCCUUUGAGCUGAAGGGUCCAGGAAUUGAAGCGAAGGCACCAUCAGCUGAAAUUGCGGUGGAGGGAGCAGAGGUGAAAACUGCCGGUUUGGAAGGGAAAAUUCAAAUGCCUAAAUUUGAAAAGCCAAAGUUUGGAGUUUCACUUCCAAAAGGCAAAGUGCCAGAAGGCGAGAUCAGCUUACCCAAAAUGGAAGCUGACAUUCCCAAGCCAAAAGUCAAAGGCCAAGUGGGUGCAAUCGGCGUGGAAACCCCGACGCUAGCAGUGGAAGCUGAUGUUCCUGACCUAGAGACUGAAGCUUCCGGCUGGAAAAUCCAAAUGCCAUCACUCAAAAUGCCCAAAAUGCCUAAAGCAGACCUUCAAGCACCAAAGGUGGACAUCACCCUCCCAUCAGUAGACGUUUCUCUUCCAAAGGCCGAGGUGGACAUUCAAGGCCCAGAAGCAACAGCUCAAGCGGUAAAGAUAGAAGGUGAAAUAAAAGCCACAGAGAAAGAUGCGAAAGGAAAAGAAAGUAAGUUCAAACUGCCAAAAUUCGGCAUGCCUUCAUUUGGCUGGUCCACCACAAAAGAGACCAGUGGUGGCGUAGCAGAUGUUGAAGCAAGCCUCAAAGAGCCCCAGGUGACAGUGCCGUCAGCUGGGGCAGAAGGAGAGAUAACACUGUCAGGACCCGCAAUCCAGGCUCCAAGUGCUGAACUGGAAAUCGGGACUUCUGCAGGAAAAGAUGGUGAGAAGGGGAAACUUAAAAUGCCUGAUGUUAAGCUGCCGAGUGUGAAGCUUCCCAAAGUCAAGGCUCCCCAGGUACAGGUCAGUCUGCCAAAGGUAGAGGCAGAUAUUUCCCUUCCCAAAUCACAAGCCGAAAUGAAAGAGGGGGGAUUUGAAGUGAAAGUUCCCGCCAUGGAAAGCAGUAUUGAAGUUGAGACAGGGAAAGCAGAGGCAACAGGGAUGCAAAUACACAUGCCAAAAGUCAAGAUGCCUUCUACGGGAUUUUCUAAACCUGAAAUCAAAGCUCCCAAAGUAGACGUGGACGUUACUUUACCCAAAGCCGAUGUCUCACUUCCCACGUGUGAUGUCAGUCUUCAAGAAGCUGACCUGAAAGCAGCCUCCGUUCCUGCAGAUGUCAAAAUCUCAGCACCUGGAGUCAAGAUUCCCAAAAUAGAAGGUUCCUUUGAGCUGAAGGGUCCAGGAAUUGAAGCGAAGGCACCAUCAGCUGAAAUUGCGGUGGAGGGAGCAGAGGUGAAAACUGCCGGUUUGGAAGGGAAAAUUCAAAUGCCUAAAUUUGAAAAGCCAAAGUUUGGAGUUUCACUUCCAAAAGGCAAAGUGCCAGAAGGCGAGAUCAGCUUACCCAAAAUGGAAGCUGACAUUCCCAAGCCAAAAGUCAAAGGCCAAGUGGGUGCAAUCGGCGUGGAAACCCCGACGCUAGCAGUGGAAGCUGAUGUUCCUGACCUAGAGACUGAAGCUUCCGGCUGGAAAAUCCAAAUGCCAUCACUCAAAAUGCCCAAAAUGCCUAAAGCAGACCUUCAAGCACCAAAGGUGGACAUCACCCUCCCAUCAGUAGACGUUUCUCUUCCAAAGGCCGAGGUGGACAUUCAAGGCCCAGAAGCAACAGCUCAAGCGGUAAAGAUAGAAGGUGAAAUAAAAGCCACAGAGAAAGAUGCGAAAGGAAAAGAAAGUAAGUUCAAACUGCCAAAAUUCGGCAUGCCUUCAUUUGGCUGGUCCACCACAAAAGAGACCAGUGGUGGCGUAGCAGAUGUUGAAGCAAGCCUCAAAGAGCCCCAGGUGACAGUGCCGUCAGCUGGGGCAGAAGGAGAGAUAACACUGUCAGGACCCGCAAUCCAGGCUCCAAGUGCUGAACUGGAAAUCGGGACUUCUGCAGGAAAAGAUGGUGAGAAGGGGAAACUUAAAAUGCCUGAUGUUAAGCUGCCGAGUGUGAAGCUUCCCAAAGUCAAGGCUCCCCAGGUACAGGUCAGUCUGCCAAAGGUAGAGGCAGAUAUUUCCCUUCCCAAAUCACAAGCCGAAAUGAAAGAGGGGGAUUUGAAAGGGAAAGCAGAGGCAACAGGGAUGCAAAUACACAUGCCAAAAGUCAAGAUGCCUUCUACGGGAUUUUCUAAACCUGAAAUCAAAGCUCCCAAAGUAGACGUGGACGUUACUUUACCCAAAGCCGAUGUCUCACUUCCCACGUGUGAUGUCAGUCUUCAAGAAGCUGACCUGAAAGCAGCCUCCGUUCCUGCAGAUGUCAAAAUCUCAGCACCUGGAGUCAAGAUUCCCAAAAUAGAAGGUUCCUUUGAGCUGAAGGGUCCAGGAAUUGAAGCGAAGGCACCAUCAGCUGAAAUUGCGGUGGAGGGAGCAGAGGUGAAAACUGCCGGUUUGGAAGGGAAAAUUCAAAUGCCUAAAUUUGAAAAGCCAAAGUUUGGAGUUUCACUUCCAAAAGGCAAAGUGCCAGAAGGCGAGAUCAGCUUACCCAAAAUGGAAGCUGACAUUCCCAAGCCAAAAGUCAAAGGCCAAGUGGGUGCAAUCGGCGUGGAAACCCCGACGCUAGCAGUGGAAGCUGAUGUUCCUGACCUAGAGACUGAAGCUUCCGGCUGGAAAAUCCAAAUGCCAUCACUCAAAAUGCCCAAAAUGCCUAAAGCAGACCUUCAAGCACCAAAGGUGGACAUCACCCUCCCAUCAGUAGACGUUUCUCUUCCAAAGGCCGAGGUGGACAUUCAAGGCCCAGAAGCAACAGCUCAAGCGGUAAAGAUAGAAGGUGAAAUAAAAGCCACAGAGAAAGAUGCGAAAGGAAAAGAAAGUAAGUUCAAACUGCCAAAAUUCGGCAUGCCUUCAUUUGGCUGGUCCACCACAAAAGAGACCAGUGGUGGCGUAGCAGAUGUUGAAGCAAGCCUCAAAGAGCCCCAGGUGACAGUGCCGUCAGCUGGGGCAGAAGGAGAGAUAACACUGUCAGGACCCGCAAUCCAGGCUCCAAGUGCUGAACUGGAAAUCGGGACUUCUGCAGGAAAAGAUGGUGAGAAGGGGAAACUUAAAAUGCCUGAUGUUAAGCUGCCGAGUGUGAAGCUUCCCAAAGUCAAGGCUCCCCAGGUACAGGUCAGUCUGCCAAAGGUAGAGGCAGAUAUUUCCCUUCCCAAAUCACAAGCCGAAAUGAAAGAGGGUAUUGAAGUUGAGACAGGGAAAGCAGAGGCAACAGGGAUGCAAAUACACAUGCCAAAAGUCAAGAUGCCUUCUACGGGAUUUUCUAAACCUGAAAUCAAAGCUCCCAAAGUAGACGUGGACGUUACUUUACCCAAAGCCGAUGUCUCACUUCCCACGUGUGAUGUCAGUCUUCAAGAAGCUGACCUGAAAGCAGCCUCCGUUCCUGCAGAUGUCAAAAUCUCAGCACCUGGAGUCAAGAUUCCCAAAAUAGAAGGUUCCUUUGAGCUGAAGGGUCCAGGAAUUGAAGCGAAGGCACCAUCAGCUGAAAUUGCGGUGGAGGGAGCAGAGGUGAAAACUGCCGGUUUGGAAGGGAAAAUUCAAAUGCCUAAAUUUGAAAAGCCAAAGUUUGGAGUUUCACUUCCAAAAGGCAAAGUGCCAGAAGGCGAGAUCAGCUUACCCAAAAUGGAAGCUGACAUUCCCAAGCCAAAAGUCAAAGGCCAAGUGGGUGCAAUCGGCGUGGAAACCCCGACGCUAGCAGUGGAAGCUGAUGUUCCUGACCUAGAGACUGAAGCUUCCGGCUGGAAAAUCCAAAUGCCAUCACUCAAAAUGCCCAAAAUGCCUAAAGCAGACCUUCAAGCACCAAAGGUGGACAUCACCCUCCCAUCAGUAGACGUUUCUCUUCCAAAGGUCGAGGUGGACAUUCAAGGCCCAGAAGCAACAGCUCAAGCGGUAAAGAUAGAAGGUGAAAUAAAAGCCACAGAUAAAGAUGCUAAGGGAAAAGAAAGUAAGUUCAAAAUGCCAAAAUUCGGCAUGCCUUCAUUUGGCUGGUCCACCACAAAAGAGACCAGUGGUGGCAUAGCAGAUGUUGAAUCAAGCCUCAAGGAGCCCCAGGUGACAGUGCCGUCAGCUGGGGCAGAAGGAGAGAUAACACAGUCAGGACCUGUAAUCCAGGCUCCAAGUGUUGGACUUGAAAUUCCAAGUAGUUCUGGAAAAGAUAGUGUUAAGGGGACAUCUAAAAUGCCUCAUUUUAAAAUUCCAAAGGUUUCAAUUUCUAAGAUACCGAAAUCUGAAAUUAGUGAUCCCAAGUUGCAGGCUGAUGUUUUUGACCCUAUAACUGAAGCUAAUGUAAUAGCUGAAGGAAUACCAUUGAGGUUUUCAGGCCCUGAGAGUAGCGUGGACCUUCCUGAGUGUGGAGAAGAUGUAAGGGUCAAAAGUGUUAAUUUACCAAAAUUUUGGAUUCCUGAUUUGGGUUUUUCCAAAGUUGAUAUCAGUGCCCGUAUAGCUGACCAGGAUCCAAACUUACUGAAAGAUGAUGUCACUCUUACUAAGUAUCACAUGAGUAUUCAAGAACCCAAAGUGAUAUCUGGGUCUUCUGUUGGUGAUGUAAGCAUUCCAGAGACAGAUAUUAAAGUUGCAGUGACAGAAAGUUCCACUGAGCUGAAGAGUCCAGAAAUAGUUGCUAAAAUACCAUCUGUUGACGUUGCUAUAGAUAGACGAGAAGUGAAGCUUGACGGUUUCGAAGGGAAGACUAAAAUGCCUAAAUUCCAAAAGAUGAAGUUUGGAAUUUCACUGCCUAAGGGAAAAAUUCCAGAGACUGAGAUCAGCCCACCCCAAAUGGAAGCUGACAUUUCCAAACCAAAAGAGAUAGCUGAGGUUACUGAGAUUGCUAUUGAAACUUCAUCUUUUGAUGUUAAAUGUGAAGUCUCUGAUGCAAGAACAGAAGUGUCAGGCUUAAAAAUGCAACUGCCAUCGCUCAAAAUGCCUCAAAUACCUAAAGCUGAUGGAGCACCAAAGGUGGACAUCAGCCUCCCAUCCGUUGAUGUUACCAUGCCAACAACAAAAGUAGACAUUCGAGGCCCAGAUUUAGAAAGUAAAGUGGUAAAGACUGAGAGUGAAAUAAAAUCUGGAGAAAAAGACAUGGAAGGGAAAGAAAGCAAGUUCAAAAUGCCAAAAUUCAAACUCCCAUCAUUUCGUUGGUCACCAAAGAAAGAAGCAGUUGUUACAUGUGAUACUGAAGCAAUCCUUGAGGAGCCUACUUUGGCCUCUUCUUUAGGAGAAACAGAAGCUGAAUUAACAUUAACUGUAGCUGAGGUUUGGUGCCCAAGUGUGGAUCUCGAAAGUGAUAUGCCUAUAGGUGAGAAGGAGAAAAUUAAAAAGCCUCAGUUCAGCAUGCCAAAGAUAUCACUUCCUAAAAUGAAGGGUCACAAAGCACAGGUCUCUCUGCCAAAAUUGGAAAGUGAUGUUAGUGGUCCUAAACCAGAAAAUGAAGGAGAUGUUUCAGUGCAGAUAUCAGAGAAAGGAAGCGGUGGAGAUGGAGAGGUUAAUAUCUCUACUUCAGAAUUUUCAAAACCAGAAAUCAAAGCUCCCAAAACGGAUGUGGAUGUUAGCUUACCUACGGUUGAUGUCAAGCUUCCUACAUAUGAUGUGACUAUUCAACAAGCUGACUUGAAACUGACGUCUGCUGGUGCUGAUGUCAGCCUGUCAGCCCCAGAUAUUAAGAUUCCAACCUCAGAAGGGUCCAUAGAGUUGCAAAGUCCAGAAACAGGAGUUGAAGGAAUAUCAGCUGGAAUUGUUGUGGAUGGAGCAGAGCUGAAAGCUGAAGGUCUUGAAGGGAAGAUUAAAGUGCCCAAAUUCCAAAAGCCAAAGUUUGGAAUUUCACGUCGUAAAGGGAAAGUGCCAGAGAGUGAGAUCAGCUUACCCAAAAUGGAAGCUGAUAUUCCCCAGCUAAAAGUGAUGACAGAUAUUAUUGACGUUGCUGUGGAAGCACCAACAGUAGAAGUUGAAUCUGCCAUCCCUAAUGCAGAAACAGAAUCUUCAGGCUGGAAAAUCAAAAUGCCCAAAAUACCUGAAGCUGAUAUCAAGACACCCAAAGUUGACAUUAACCUCCAAUCCAAUGUUUCUGUUCCAAUGGCAGAGAUUGGUAUUCAAGAUUCAAAUAUGGCAUCUAAAGCAACAAUAGUUGAGGGAGAAAUAAAACCUGGAGAUACAGAUAUGGAAGGGAAAGAAGGACAUUUCAAGUUGCCAAAAUUCAAAUUGCCAUCAUUUAGUUGGUCACCAAAAAAAGAAGCAAGCAUUAAAGCCGAUUUUGAAGAACUUCUGGAAGAGCCUAAAAUUACUGUAUCAUCAGGCAAAACAGACACAAAACUAGCAGAAACUGUAACUGAGGAUCAAGGUCCAAGCAUGGAUCUUGCUCUUGAAAUAUCUACAGGAAAAAAAGAACAAAAAAGCCAAAUUAAAAAGCCUCAAUUUAUCAUACCUAAAAUUUCAUUCUCCAAAAUUAAGGUUCCUAAAUCUCAGGUGAAUCUGCCAAAAGUGGAAGCUGAUGUUACUGUUCCUAAACCAGAAAGAGAUGGAGAAGACUUAGUGCAGAUACCUGAUAUAGAAAGCAGUCAUACCAAAAGCAUAGAAGAGGGAGCACAAAUAAGCAUAAAAAUGCCAAAAGUUCAGAUUCCUACUUUGGAAUUUUCCAAACCAGAAAUCAAAGUUCCCAAAUCAGACAUGGACAUUAGCCUACCUAAGGUUGAUGCCACCUUUCCUACAGAUGAUGUGAGUCUUCAACAAGCUGACCUCAAAUCAGGGUCUGCUGGUGAUGAUGUCAGCUUGUCCACGGGUAUUAAAUUUCCCACAGCAGAAGCUUCCAUUGAGCUGAAGAGUCCAGAAACAGGAAUCGAAGGACCAUUGGUGGUAGAUGGAGCAGAAGUGAAAGUUGAAGGUCUUGAGGGGAAGAUGACAAUGCCUAAAUUCCAAAAGCCAAAGUUUGGAAUUUCACUUCCAAAAGGAAAAAGACCAGAAAGUGAGAUCAGCUUACCCAAAAUGGAAGCUGGAGUUCCCCAGCUUACAAUGACAACAGAUAUUGCUGACAUUGCUGUGGAAGCUCCAAUACUAGAAGUUAAAUCUGAUGUCUCUGAUGCAGAAAUAGAGGUUUCAACUGGGAAAAUGAAAAUGCCUCAAGUUUCUAUCACUGACAUUAAAGCUCCAGAGAUGGAUGUUAGUCUCCCAUCCAUUUCUCUUUCAACCACAGAGGUGGCCUUUCAAAGCCCUGAGGUGGAGGAUAUGAAAGUGCAAGGAGAACAUGAAAUGAAGUCUGGAGAAAUUCAGACUGAAGAACAUCAGAGCUGGUUUAAAAUGCCAAAAUUUAGAAUGCCAAUAUUUGGUCGGUCAUCUUCUAAGGGAAAAAGAGAUGACAUUGAUAGUGAAGGGAGCCUGGAAAAGCCACAAGUAAGUGCUCCUUCUGCUGAAAUGCAAACUGAAAUAGAAGCUCCUGAAUAUGCAACAUCAUUGCCACAUGUGGACACUGAAUCUGCUGCUGGAAAGGAUGUUUUGGAAGGUAAAAUCAAAUCUGCUAAAGCAGAGAUUCCAAAAGUGGGAGUUUCUCUCCACAAAGGUAAAAGUUCUGAUGUUACUUCACCAAAGUUUGAAGCAGAAGUUUCACUACCUCCAGAAAAAGCAGUCAUUAAAGUGAGCAUUCCUGAAAUGGAAACUUAUGCUGAUGUAGUUAAACGCGGUGCUGAAGGACAACAAUUGAAAACACAUACUCCAAAAAUCAUGAUACCUAAGGUAGAACUCUCUACAUCAGAAAUUAGUGCUUCAAAAACUGGGGUGGACAUCAGCUUACCAAAAGCUGACAUUACACACCCUACAUGUGAUCUGACCCUUCAAGAACAAAAAGCCAAAUCAGAGUGUGCAGAGGUUCCAACAGCAGAACAUUCCAUUGAGCUGAAGAGUCCAGAAAUAGGCGCCAAAGCACCAUCUGUUGAAAUUGCUUUGGAUGGAACACAGAAGAAAUUAGAUGUCCUCCCAAAAGUAGAGCUGGACAUUCUACACGCAGGUGAAGGAGUUAAAACUGAAAAGCUAGGGGGUGUGAUAAAAUCUACAGGAAAGGAUGUUCAAGGAAGAGAAAGUAAAUUAAAAAUGCCAAAAUUCAGUGUACCCUCAUUUGGAUGGCCUGCCACAAAGGGAACAGGAAAUGUUGCUGAUGUUAAAACCAACCUUGAAGAGACCAAGAUAGGUGCUCCGGGAAUUAAAAUGGAUACUGAAAUAAGUGUUGUAGACCAUGAAAUAGAAUUUCCAGCUGAAAGUGUUGAAAAGGCUAUUUCUGCAGGAGUCAGGGUGAAAGCAGAAGAUGGAGAUGAAGCAAGCAAAAUAAAAACAUCUAAAUUUAAGAUGCCAAAGUUUGGAGUGUUACAUUCAAAAGCAAAGGGUUCUGAAGUUGAUGUCUUUCUCCCAAAGUUAGAGGCUGAUGUUUCACUGCCUAAAACUGAACUAGGCAUAGUGGAAAUCCAGUUUAAAAAAGCAGAUGGCUCCAUUGACCUGCAAAGUCCAAGUUCAGACGUUAUGGAAUCAUCAACCAGGAUUUCAGAGGACAAGGCAGACAAACAAACUGAAAGUGUAGAGGUAAAUAUUAAAAUUCCCAAGUUAAAAAUACCAGCCUUCACUUACAAUGCACCCACAGCUGAAACUGACGUUUCAACAUCAAAAGUGGCAACAGACUUGAAAGGUGCUGGUACUGACAUUGAAGCACCAAAACUGGAAGUAAGCACUAAGAUCCCUAAAGAAAGACCAGAACUUGCGGGUGGUAAUAUCCGAAGGCCAUCAGUCAAAAUUCCAACAUUGGCUGAACGUGACAUUAAAACCUCACAGGAAUAUGUUAAGCUCCCAUCCACAGACUCUUCGGUUUCAAAAGCAGCACUACAAAUUCAGGGACCACUUGCAGAGGGUAAAGAAAUAAAGACACAAGGUGAAGUUGAAUCUGGACAUGUUGAUAUCGAAACACAUGAGACUUACUCCUCUCAGAUAGUGAAAGAAUCUGAGAUUCCUUCAUCAGAAAUUAAAACUGCUAGUUUUGGAUUUUCACUUCUCAAAGUGAAGAUACCUGAGUCACAUGUUAAACUAGACAUGCCAGUCAAACUGCAGUCUUAUUCAGAAUAUAAACAUGAGGUGUCUGAGAGUGAAGUUCACCAACCUAAACUUUCUGAUGAAAAUUUAGGGAUAGCAAUACAAAAGAGUGACACUGCUGAGUUUAAAUUAUCUGGCAAACCACAAAGUGAAACUGAUGAAUCUAAUGAUGUCGUAUCUUCCAGUGUCAGUUUGCCAAAACUGAAAACAUUUACAGUUGAAGUACAGCCUUCCAGUAAACUUGGAGACACUCAAUCUGAUAAGCAACCAGAGGAAAUAGCUGUAUCUCCUCUCUCUAAAGAUGGUGAAAUAGCUAAAAUACCAGAAAAUAAAGAAAAAGAUAUGAAGGAUCAAAAAGAAAAAACUGACAGUAAAAGAUCUUCUGGCAGAUUCAAAUUUUGGCUUCCAAGUAUUGGGUUUUCUUCCUCCAUUGAUGACACAGGCUCAGAUUCCAAACCUGAAGUCCAAAAAUCAAUUCCAGAAGAAACCCAACCUGUUGACUCUUCUGCAUCAGAUACUGACUCUUCUAAACAAACUGAAAAAACUGGAUGGUUUAGAUUUCCCAAAUUAGGCUUUUCAUCCCCUUCAAAAAAGGCUAAGAACAUUGACAAAGAAGAAGAGACAAAUCUAAAAGAAAUGAAAACUUCAGAUGAUGAAAGUCCAUCAGAGAAACCUGAAACAUUUUUUGAUGCAGAAGAAAAUUUAUCACCUAAAGAAGAAACAAUUAAGGGUGAAGAAAAUGAAAACACAGGGACCUCAUCUAAUGUUCACGUUUCUGGUGCUAUAGUGACAUCAUCAGCAAGAACUGAAUUAAUCUUGUUGGACAGGGAAAGAGCUAGCCAGCAAAGUAUUCUUGAAAAGACCACCAAAUGAGUAUUUUUUUCUGAUCUAUACAUAUAUGGAAAAUCUGAAUGUAGAACAAACUAAGAGAAAAACAUAUGCCGAAAAAUGCUGUCUUCCCAGAGAGUUUUCCAGAAGAAAUGAAAGUGGAACAGAACUUAAAACUGACAUUGAUGAAAACAGUCUGUGGAUCAUUCCUCACCACACUGGCAUUUGCAAACACAUGAACAUACUGUAAGUCCCAAUGAAACAUUUGUUUCAUGAGAUGUACCCAAGAAGAAACACACAACUACUGAGGAAAAGGAGGCAUUCACACUUUUAUCAAAGUCUGAUAAAAUUCUCCUAACCAUGCAAAAUAAAGUGUUGAAUGGAGCAAAGAUAGUGAAAAGAUUUUAUUAAAUAUAAUUCUCUAUAACAUGCCGGUUGUGUUUAGGUUAUAGAUUAUUUGCAAAAAUGAAUAUAAAGCUAGUGCUAUGAGGACUAGAAAUAUACAUAACUGUUUAGAUUUUAUUUUAUUAAAUAUAUUUCUGCCUUGAUGUUGCUUUCUUAUAAAAAUAUAUUUUCUUUAUCUUAGAUAGAGCAAUAUUUAUAUUCCAUGAUCAUUUUAAAAUGUAGAACAAACAGAAAUAAUACUGUAGAUAUGACAAUUCUUCCCCCCCCCUCCACCCCCCAGUUAGUAGCGUGGAUAAUAUUUAGCCUUAAAAAAAAUAAAAACUUCAGGAAAUGCUCCAGAUUCCUGAAAAAUAUAUACUGCUGAUUCACAUAUUCAAAAUACAAAAAUAAAAUAUGGCAACUGAGAGGAAGAAUAAAAAAAAUUGGGGUAAGAAAGUUCACUAUGUAUAUAUUUAUCAGAAUAGUUAAUGCAUAGAAUGGGGCGCAUAUGUGAGUGAAAUCACUGGAAAGGUUUUUCCAGAGAAAUAAGAUGUAAAUAGUUAGUUAUUUACCUUUUGUUUAUAUCAGUGCUUCUCUUAAGUACAUGACCAAAAAGGUAAUACCAUAUAUGUUAGCCAUCACUGUACAUGUAUUACUAGAAUGUUGAAUGUAUUCUCACUUCACAGUACAGUCACUGUAUUGAUAAUAAAUGCAACAACAUUA